This is a messenger RNA of Peromyscus maniculatus bairdii (prairie deer mouse), 2492 nucleotides long. RefSeq names its product ecdysoneless cell cycle regulator (gene Ecd). NCBI's taxonomy places the organism in Eukaryota, Metazoa, Chordata, Mammalia, Rodentia, Cricetidae. The record is from RefSeq and is a predicted model, not a curated record. Gene Ontology annotation, cellular component: nucleus.
CGAGGCGCAUUAGCGGCUACACCCGAGGUUCCGUAGCCUCACGGCUUCCAGGUUUUCCUGAGCGGCGCCGGGCCCAAGCCGAGAGGACCUGGCGUGGGCUGGGCUUGAGCGGUUGAUGGUGUCUUCAGACCAAGUGUCCCGGUGCAAGAGGCGGCCAAGGAAAGGUGCCAGAGCAGAAGCCCACGAGAGAAGGCCCGCAACCGUGAAAGGAAUUGCUUCACCUUUGUCAGGUGGAAGAUGGGAGUCUAGGGUGAUGAAAGAGCACUAGACUGCGCCAGGCCGGGGCUCCUCGGUCGCUUCUUUCUGUGGUCUCAGAAUGGAGGGCACCAUGAAGCUGGCAAUGGCAGAAGACGCUGUGGAGUACUGCCUGUUUCUGAUACCAGAUAAAGCAAGAGACACAGAGGAAACCAAAGAGAUUCUUCAGAAGUACAUUGAAAGAAUAAUGACCCAGUUUGCACCUAUCCUGGUCCCUUAUAUCUGGCAGAAUCAGCCUUUCAAUCUCACAUAUAAACCUGCAAAAGGAGGUGUUCCUGCUCAUAUGUAUGGCAUGACGAAGUUUGGAGAUAACAUUGAGGAUGAAUGGUUUAUUGUUUAUGUAAUAAAGCAGAUUACAAAGGCAUUUCCAGAGUUAGUAGCAAGGAUUGAAGACAAUGAUGGUGAGUUCUUGUUAAUAGAAGCGGCUGACUUUCUUCCUAAGUGGUUGGACCCUGAUAAUAGUGCCAAUAGGGUGUUUUUUCAUCAUGGGAAGCUGUGUAUUAUUCCUGUGCCAAGGAAAUCUGAAAGAAUACCCUGGCUCCCCACUACACCCCCAACAAUCCAACAGGCUUUGAGUAUCGUUUCAGCACAUUCAGAAGCUGUUUUAGCUUCAGAAUCUGUACAAGCUGCUGUGGACAGGCGCAUCAGAGGGUACCCAGAAAAAAUCGAAGCUUCCCUUCACCGAGCGCACUGCUUCCUUCCGGCUGCAGUUGUGGCCGUGCUGAAACAGCGACCCAGACUGGUGUCUGCAGCCGUCCAGGCCUUCUACCUGCGGGACCCCAUUGACCUAAGAGCCUGUCGAGUUUUCAAGACAUUUUUGCCUGAAACACGAAUAAUGGCAUCUGUCACUUUUACUAAAUGUCUGUACGCACAGCUGGUACAACAGAAGUUUGUGCCAGACCGGCGGAGUGGAUAUGGGCUGCCACCUCCAUCACAUCCCCAGUACCGCGCCCAUGAACUGGGCAUGAAGUUGGCUCAUGGAUUUGAGAUUUUGUGCUCCAGAUGUAGCGCACAUCUCUCUGACUCCAGGAAAUCCCCUGUGACUGCCUCACCUCUCUGGGCCGGCUUCCUUGAAAGUCUGAAGAGGAACGAUUACUUUAAGGGACUGAUGGAAGGCUCUGCUCAGUACCAGGAAAGACUAGAAAUGGCAAAGAACUACUUCCAGCUCUCCAUCCACCGGCCAGAAAGUUCACUCGCUAUGAGCCCAGGGGAGGAGGUCUUAACCAUGCUGCAGACGCUGCCAUUUGAUGUCGAGGAGCUGAAGAGAGAAGGAGCUCAUCUUCCUCCUGAGGAUGAUGACCAGUGGUUAGUCCUCUCACCAGACCAGCUGGACCAGCUGCUGCAAGACACCAUGGGCAGGAAGGAAUCACAGCCUGUUCCCCAGAAGGAGGAGGAGCAGAACUACGACGUAGCACAGGUCUCAGACAGCAUGAAGGCCUUCAUCUCCAAAGUCUCAACCCACAAGGGGGCAGAGCUGCCAAGAGACCCUUCUGAAGCGCCAAUCACUUUUGAUGCAGACUCCUUUCUUAAUUAUUUUGAUAAGAUUUUAGGGGCAAAACCUCAAGAGUCAGACUCUGAUGACAUGGAUGAAGACGACUUCGAAUGUUUAGACAGUGAUGAUGACUUGGGCUUUGAAACUCAGGACUCUGAGUCUCUGAAAGGAGCUCUUGGCAGUCUCAAGUCCUACAUGGCCCAGAUGGACCAGGAGCUGGCGCACACCAGCAUGGGCAAAAGCUUCAGUACCCGGAAGCAAGCCAAGAAGGAAACUCCUUCCCAGACUGCAAAUGACAAUUCAGAUGAGGAAGACUCAGGUGCAGGAGAUUGCGUUGUCGAAUCGGUGGAUGUAGACCUGAACCUGGUUUCAAAUAUCCUGGAAUCCUACAGCUCCCAAGCUGGGCUGGCAGGGCCUGCUUCCAACCUUUUGCACAGCAUGGGUGUACGACUCCCUGACAAUACUGAUCACAACCCGCCAGGAAGCCAGUGAAGGGUUAGCCUGCACAUCAGCUGAAUCCACAAUAAAUCCUCACUGACUAAACAGUGGUCCAGUCGGCUCUUCCUAAGAGUGUCUUCCUUGCAGGUUUUCAGAGUCCCAGUACCACCUCUCACAAGUCCUGUGAUCUCAUGAGCUUGUUUCGUUUGGUUUAAAUUUUCCUAAGACCCAAGUGUGGUGGUAUUCUAAUUGUACUGAAAUGUGAUUUUGAUUGUAUGUUAAUAAAUAAAGUUGCCCGGGGGUCAGA